GGCAGCAUCCAUACCAGUAUCGUCCCGAGUAACAAGCCAACUCACGCUCUCAGACAAACACCUGGCAACUAAUAUCAACCCGUCGACAAAGUAAGGAAAAUCCGAGAAUCUCCAGCUUUCUCUCGCCUUCCCACAAAUAAUUCUCUCAUCAAUCGUUAGCACCUUCAGCUUCAUCACAAUGGCCCAGCCCCAACGCCAGCAACGCCAGCAACAGCAGCAACAGCAGCCGCAGCGCAACAGAAAAUAUGAUCUCGUCGUUUUCGGAGCAACAGGUUACACGGGCAAGCUCACCAGCGAACAGGUCCUACAGGGCACGCCCUCGACUCUAAGAUGGGCCAUUGCCGGCCGCUCGCCUCAGAAGCUAGAGCUUCUAGCUCACGAAUACAACCGUCUCUAUCCUGACCGUGUUCCCGUUGAAAUCUACAUUGCCGACCUGAGCGAAUUCUCUGUCGAGCGUCUUGCGUCGUGUACCCGUCUCCUCAUCUCUACUGUCGGCCCAUUCAUCAAAUACGGAACUCCGGUGCUGGAAGCUUGCGCGGUCUACGGAACCCACUAUGUCGACUGUACCGGCGAGUACCCGUGGGUCUACGAGAUGAUCAAGAGGUGCCAUAAGACCGCGAAGCGCAAGGGAGCGAUCAUUAUCCCACAAGCUGGGUUCGAGUCGGCGCCUAUAGAUUGGGGCACCUAUGCUCUAGUCAAAGCUGUGAGAGAUGAGCUCGGUGUCGGCGUCACGGAUGUUACUUUCUCGGUGCACAAUUUGAAGGGCCAGUUCAGCGGUGGAACUGUCGAGACGGCAAUGACGGUGUUCGAGCAUGCCACCCUCCAGGAACUUCACGAAGCGUCGCAAUUCGAUGCCCUCUCGCCCAUCAAGGGUCCCGAGCAGCCUUUCCGCUAUCCCAUCCGCAAAGAUGAGGACCUUGGACUCUUGACGUCAUGGAUCAACAAUUCCGGUGACAGAUCGGUCGUGUUCCGCAGUUGGGGCUUGUUGGAUGGCGGCAAGUACUAUGGCGAGCAGUUUACGUGGAAGGAGUACAUGAGGGUUACCAGCUACAUAACAGCAUUCAUCUGGAUGUUACUGAUGAAUGUGGCUGUCAUCAUUCCGCUCAUCUCACCGCUGAGAUGGCUUGUGAGGAAACUGUUCCAUCCCGGUCAGGGCGAAGGCCCAAGUGAAGAAGCACGCCGCACUCACAGCGUUGAGUGGCGCGGUGUAGCCAUCGCCGAUGAGGAUACGGAUACGCCUCGCAAGGCAUUCGUCCGAGUCCACAGCACGAUAGACGCCUACACUCUGACCGCCGUGUGCCUGGUGCAAGCUGCCAACAGCAUCCUGUUCAACAAAAACACCAUGGCCGCCGAGAUGGGAGGAGGUAUUCUGACGCCCGCGUGUUUGGCAUCUCCAGAACUUUUUAGGCUACUCGAUCGUGCGGGACUCAAGAUCGAGACGAAGAUUAUCUAGUCUAGGAGAAGUAGGCUGCGGAGUUUUUUAGAAUCGAGUUGCUUGUUGCUUGUUAUACAUAUCAUAAUCUGCUCUUUCUUUGUGCCAGUGCGUUCGAUAGAACACGGAUGGCCUCGUUUGCUGAGCCCACGGAAUUCUGGAAGCUGCAAUAGGGAAAGGUGGUGCCGUCAGUAGGGAGAGGUUGACACGUGCUCGGAAUGGAUGAAUGAACGACUUACCCUGUACCGCCAUGGCCAUAGUG
Molecule: messenger RNA, 1694 nt
Organism: Tricharina praecox
Lineage: Eukaryota; Fungi; Ascomycota; Pezizomycetes; Pezizales; Pyronemataceae
Product: Saccharopine dehydrogenase-domain-containing protein
Exons: 7
Coding region: 179-1453 (424 amino acids)
Biological process (GO): glycolipid biosynthetic process
Cellular component (GO): lipid droplet; mitochondrion; plasma membrane
Source: RefSeq, a predicted model, not a curated record